GUUGGCUUCUACCGACAGAAUCCAACAUGGAGUAACCAGAGAUGGGGCUCGUACGGGGCCAUCCUCACCGACAUCAACGCACGAUUUCAAUUACCGCAUUUCAGCAUGGGGCGCGACGGGAUUAAAUCGGUGGAGGUAUUCCAAAGGGAUUUACACUCUCGUGGAUGCACUCGAAUAAUUGCAGUGAAGCGCUGAGAGACGAAGAAGAGAAGCAAGAAAUAACGCAAACAGUAAAAAAAACACUCGGAAAACUAGGCUGCUACUGUUACGGGUGUGUGAUCGAGGUGUUGGACGAGAAGGGCAAGACAAAAUGAAGACACCACACAAUGUACCCUCGGGUGGGAUAUUAUUGUAGGUGAAACGAAAAAAAAUGACCGAGGAAACACACCCAGACGAUGACAGCUACAUUGUGCGUGUCAAAGCGGUGGUCAUGACCCGGGACGACUCGAGUGGCGGUUGGCUGGCCCAGGACGGUGGGUGCCUCAGCCGUGUGGGAGUGUGCAAGGUGCUGUCGGCCGAGCUGCUGGGCCGAAGCAGCUUCCUCAUCCACGGCGAGCGCCUCAAAGACAAACAGGUGAUUCUGGAAUGCUUCCUGAAGAAGGAUCUGGUGUACACCAAGGCCACGCCCACAUUUCACCACUGGAAAGUGGACAACAAGAAGUGUGGCUUGACGUUCCAGAGCCCGGCCGACGCACGUGCCUUCGACCGUGGGGUCAGGAAAGCCAUGGAGGAUCUGACGGAAGGAUCUACCACCUCUUCUUCGACCAUCCAGAACGAGGCAGAGUUGGGUGAUGACGAUGUUUUCACUAAUGCCACCGACAGCUCGUCCAACUCCUCCCACUCCCAGACGAAGGAGCCCCUGCAGCUGCAGACCCUGGCCCCGCCCAGCUUCUGCGAGCCGCGCCGCCACCACUGCAUCCUGGGCCACUUCUACGACCAGCACCGACCCUCGGACCACUACUUCCUGGAUCAGGUGGGUGGCUGGGGGACGACAGUGGCGAAGUCAGUUCCCAUGUUCCCACGCCACGUCAGCUUCCAGGUGGAGGAGGAGGAGAUCGUGCGCAUCAACCCUCGCGAGCGGACCUGGCUGACUGGGUACGAGGACUAUCGGCACGCCACCGCCACGCGCGACAAGCUCAUCCAGCACCCCGAGGACGCCUACGUGCACUUCGCCAAGAGCGAGCCGCCUAAGCACGACUACACCUACCCUUACCCCCUGGGCCUUGAUCCCCACCAGCAUGUAAGGGACCCCAAGAUAGGCUGCGUGGACCGACUUGGUGGGGGCGGACUUAUCGGGGGACACAGGGCGGUGGUCACAGCCCAGCCCCGCACUCUCCAGCUCAAGGGCAAGCGGCGGAAGGAGGACGGCGAGCGCUCGCGCUGCGUCUACUGCCGGGACAUGUUCAACCACGAGGAGAACAGGCGCGGGCGGUGCCAGGAGGCGCCGGACCCAAUCCAGACGUGCAUCCACCGGGUCAGCUUCAUGUGGUGCGCGGACAGCCUGCUCUACCACUGCAUGUCAGACCCGGAGGGUGACUACUCGGACCCGUGCUCGUGCGACACCAGCGAUGAGCGCUUCUGCCUGCGCUGGCUGGCUCUGGUUGGGCUGUCGCUGCUGGCCCCCUGCAUGUGCUGCUAUGCCCCCCUGCGCGCCUGCUACCGCUGCGGGGUGGCCUGCCACUGCUGCGGGGGCAAGCACAAAGCUGUGGGCUGAGUGCCAGGAGGGAGAGUAGAACAGAGACCGGAAGAGUG
Molecule: messenger RNA, 1752 nt
Organism: Oncorhynchus gorbuscha (pink salmon)
Lineage: Eukaryota; Metazoa; Chordata; Actinopteri; Salmoniformes; Salmonidae
Product: sprouty-related, EVH1 domain-containing protein 2-like
Exons: 6
Coding region: 371-1714 (447 amino acids)
Biological process (GO): multicellular organism development; negative regulation of MAPK cascade
Cellular component (GO): membrane
Molecular function (GO): protein kinase binding
Source: RefSeq, a predicted model, not a curated record